GUAAAAAAUGAUCAACAUAUUGUUUUUGGUUAUGUGUUUGGUGACAAUGAGUAUUGGGCACAAAGGUAAUGUUAUACCGAGUGGGUUGAAAGAAGAAGAUUGGGAAUUGGAGAGAGAACUAAACAUCCUUAACAAGUCUCCUAUAAAGAGUAUACAUACAAAAUCAGGAUACAUAGUUGACUGUGUUGAUAUUAACAAACAACCCGCUUUUGACCAUCCUUUAUUAAAAAAUCAUAAAUUACAGAGAAAACCAAUUUUUGAAAAGAAUACUAUUAAAAAAAGAUUUCAAAAUUCAACAAUCAAGCCUAAAUUUGUACUUGAGAAAUUUAGGUGUCCUCAAGAAACCGUUCCUAUUCGGAGGACAACAAAAAAUGAUUUAAUUCAAGGAAAAUUAUUAUUCAAUGCUCAGAAUGUAACUCAAAAUGGCGAGGUCAAUCAUUUUGCUCGUGUAUAUCUUUCAGUGGCGGGUUCUCCUUACUAUGGUGUUAGUGGAACUAGUAGUGUUUGGAAUCCAAAACUUUACAAAGGCCAAUCAAGUGCAGCUUCUUUAUAUGUUCGAAGAGGAGGAGGAAAUGAUCUUAAUAAAAUCUCGCUCGGAUGGCAUGUGUUUCCAGAAUUAUAUAAUGACGGUCAAACAUAUUUAUACAUGUUUUGGGCGUCAGGUAAGAAUGGUUGCUUUAAUAUGUUGUGCAAAGGUUUCGUCCAGGUUGAUAGAUCAUAUAACUUCGGUGCACGUGUAUCUAAAACAUCUACCUAUGGUGGAGAGAUUAUGGAAGUGCCGCUUAAAAUUUCUCGGGAUAAUAUAGGUAAUUGGUGGUUAAAAGUGGCAGAUAAGAAUAUUGGAUAUUUUCCUGCAGCUUUAUUUUCAUCCAUGAGCACCCAAGCUGAUGAAGUGGGAUGGGGUGGAUAUACGGUAACUCCAACAGGCACUACUAGUCCUGCAAUGGGUUCAGGACACAAACCAGAUAAUGACUUUCGUCAUGCAUCAUAUUUUAAGUUUGUAAAAUAUUUGGAAAUAAUUGGAACCGAAUUUGAUCCUUUGCCAUUUAUGGUAGAAAGUUACAAUGAUUCUCCUAAUUGUUAUGGAGUUGUGAACUAUGAAGAUAAAAAAAAGAGUUUUGGAUAUUCUCUUCAAUUUGGAGGACCGGGUGGUAAAUGCAGUACUUGACUAUAGUGAAUAAGUUUCUGUUAUUUGUAAUAAAUAAUUCUAAUGAUUGCGGUCAAAUAUGAGUUUCGUUUUUUUAAUAUAUAUUUUAAUAAA
Messenger RNA from Vicia villosa (hairy vetch), 1261 nucleotides. Its product is annotated as protein neprosin-like. Bases 8 to 1168 code for a protein of 386 amino acids. Lineage: Eukaryota; Viridiplantae; Streptophyta; Magnoliopsida; Fabales; Fabaceae. The record is from RefSeq and is a predicted model, not a curated record. The transcript is spliced from 7 exons.